UUUUUUUUUUCUCUGGUUAUCUUAAUUUGGUGGUGUUUUACAGGGGAAGUGACUGAAAUUUUUGGUCAUUGAUCCAAUUUCUUCCAUAUCCUUCUAUGUCCACUCAAACAGCUUCCUCCUCCUCCUCGUCUUCUUCUUUGAAAUACGAUGUGUUCCUUAGUUUUUGCAGAGUUGACACCUUCAAGAAUUUUACAGACCAUCUCUAUAUUGCUUUGAGACAAAAGGGUAUUAUCACCUUCAGGGAUGAUGAUGAUGAGAUACUUGAGCAAGGAAAGUAUAUUUCUUCGCAGCUCUUGAAAGCAAUAGAAGAGUCCAAGUAUGCAAUCAUCGUUCUCUCAACAAACUAUGCUUCUUCAAGGUGGUGCUUGAUUGAACUGGCAAAGAUUGUCGAAUGCAUGAAAGUCACCGGGUUGAUUGUUUUGCCCGUCUUUUACCAUGUGGAUCCCUCUCAUGUACGGAACCAGACUGGGACUGUUGCUGAAGCUUUUGCUAAACAUGAGAAAGAUCCCAAGAUUAACAUAAAGGAUGUACAAGCGUGGAAAGAUGCUUUAAAAGAAGUUGGCAACAUCUCCGGAUGGCAUGUAAAUGAUAGCCAUGAAUCAUCAGAUAUCCAACAAAUCCUUAAAAGGAUAUUUAGUGAAUUGAAUUUUAAAUUCUCAAGUAUUUUUCCCAAGGGCCUUGUUGGAAUGGACUCACGUGUAAAAGAAGUGUUGGAUUCAUAUUUGGAUGAAGGAUCGGGUGGUGUUUGCUUUGUAGGGAUUUGUGGGAUGGGUGGAAUGGGCAAAACAACUCUUGCACAAGAAAUUUACAGAAGAAUUUUUGUUAACUUUGAAGCUAGCAGCUUUAUUGAUAAUGUAAGAGAAGAAACUAGAAAUCGAGGUCUAGUUUCUUUACAAAAACAACUUAUUUCCAAGAUCCUUAUGGAAUGCGAAACAAAUAUAUGGACAAAAUCUGAUGGAAUCGAAGUUAUAGGGAAUAUGGUACGUAACAAAAAGGUUCUUAUUAUUCUUGAUGAUGUGGAUGGAGAAGAACAACUAGAAGCAUUAGCAGGGAACCAUGAUUGGUUUGGUUCAGGGAGUAGAAUCAUUGUAACAAGCAGAGAUAGCCAUUUAUUGAGAAGAUUUGACAUGAAUUUUAUAUAUACUGUCAAGCAGUUGAAUAACGAUGAUGCUUUGAAGCUUUUUAGUUGGAGAGCAUUCAAGAAACCUGAUCCUAAAGAAAAUUAUGUGGAUUUGUCUCAAGACUUUGUAAAUUAUGCUAACGGCCUUCCUUUGGCUCUUAAAGUUUUAUGUUCUUUGUUAUUUGAUAAAGAAAUAGAUGAAUGGAAUAGUGCUUUGGAUAAACUAAAAGUAGAGCCUGAUAAAAAUUUUUUAGAUAUUCUUAAAAUAAGUUAUGAUGGGUUGACGAAUGCGCAGAAAGAAUUAUUUUUGGAUAUUGCAUGUUUUUUCAAAGGAGAGAACAAAGAUUGCAUAAAAGAUAUACUAAAAAGUUUUGGUUACUAUCCAGACUACAAUAUUGGUGUUCUUAUAGACAAAUCUCUCAUAACCAUUGAGCAAGCGGAAACCAUAUGGAUGCAUGAUUUGCUACAAGAAAUGGGUCAAGAAAUUGUUAGUCAAGAAUCCCCUAAAGAGCUUGGUAGACGUAGAAGGUUGUUGCAUUAUGAGGACAUACUUUUUGUAUUGAAGAAUAAUAUUGGAACAGAGGUAGUUGAAGGCAUAAAGCUAAACACACCUAUUGAAAUAGAAGAACACUUGAGUGUUGAAGCCUUCUCAAAGAUGACAAAUUUGAGAUUCCUUAAAAUUGGUUAUGUGCAACCUCCACUAGACCUCAUUAGAGGUCCUAUCCAACUUCCACAAGGCCUCAAUUAUCUUUCUAAUGAGUUACGUGUAAUAGAUUGGCAUGGAUAUCCUUUAAAAUCCUUGCCAACUAGUUUCCAACGAAACAAACUUGUUGAACUGAGAAUGCAUUGCAGUGACAUCAAACAACUAUGGAAAGGAAUUAUGAUUUUAAAUGAGUUAAAACUCAUUGACUUGAGUGACUCUCAAAACUUGAUUGAGACCCCGAACCUUAGUGGAGCUCCAAAUCUUAAGCAACUGAUUCUUCGACGUUGUACAAGACUAUAUAAGAUACAUGCAUCUCUUCGUGAUCACAAAAGGCUUAUUCUCUUGGAUGUGAGUAAAUGUAAACGUUUGUCAAAACUUUGUUUGAGUGGGACUGCUAUAUUACACCAACCUUCAUCUGUUGUUCACUUAAAAAAUCUCAAAAUGCUCUCUAUCUCCGGAUGCGUGGGGCUAUCAUCUAAUAAGCUCAUGAGGUUUACUUUAAUGCAACCUAGAAGAAGUCCAGAUCCCAUGGGCAUGCUAGUGCGUUCUUUAAUAGGCUUAUGCUUUUUGACAACACUUGAUCUAAGUUAUUGCAAUGUUCAGACAAUUCCUAAUGUUCUUGGGUGCUUGUCAUCUUUAAAACGUUUAAAUCUAAGGGGAAAUAAUUUUGUUGAGUUUAUUGAUGCAAUAAUGUGUACCUCACUGGAAACAUUAUCAUUAAGAGUAGAAUCCGAUUUCGGCCAAAAAUUUCAUCUUCUCAAUUGCGACAAAUUGAUCAAGAAUCAAGGCUAUGGUGACCUAGUUUCAACAAUGCUAGGACCUUAUAUCAUUAAUACCCAGGGUCAGCAAGAUGGUUAUUUUGUCACAAUUCCUGGGAGUGAAAUUCCAAAAUGGUUUAGCCACCAAAAUGUGGGGGUUCAGUGAAUCUGCAAGUGCCCUCAGAUUUAUUAGGUAACAAAUUGAUGGGAAUCGUUGUGUGCGCUGUUUUUGUAUUCUGCAAACAUCAUCCACUUCACCAACUUCAUAUUCAAGAUUAUGGAGAUUGGAUAGGUACGCAUGAGAUUCGAUGUUCCAUUGGUGGAUCUAAAGGAAGCAUGUUCAUUACUUUAUCCGAGGAAUUUGGUAAGAUUGAAUCGUAUCAACUUUGGCUGAGAUAUAUUCCCUCCGCAUUCUAUGGAGAGGACUGGAAAGAGAUAUUGAAUCAAGUCAACGCUAACGGAUUCAGCUUGAUUGAAGUUAAAUUUGAACUCGAAGGUCCAGGCUUGGAGGUUACGAAAUGUGGGGCCCAUCUGGUAUUUGAGCGAGACAUUGAAGACCUAAUAAACCAAACUAAGGCUGGGCCUAGCAGCUGCAUCAUCACUCCUUACGAUGAAGAUGGUUUUGAGGAUUCAAAAAAAGAUACCAAAAUUAAGCGAAGCCGUGAUGACUCUGAUGGGGAAGGGGCUGGACCUAGUGGAGAAGCUACCUCUAAUGAUGUAGACGAACCACACCCAAAGAGGAUAAGACUCCCUAAUCUGAUUGAAAGAUUAAUUCCACGUUUGGGAAAUUGGCUUGGGAAUUCAAGCACACAAGAACAAGGUGACUCUGUUUGCGAGGAAGAGAAAUCCCAGUGAAAUUGGUAGCUUUGAUGAAAUUGGUUGAUCAACUUUCUUGUCUUUGACUUUUUCUACCUCAUACUGGAUAUGAAGAAGUAUUUUAUUUGGACUUUGUUGAAAAGGAGAAACUGUCAUGUUGCUGGCUGACGAAAAAGCAUGUGGAACUGAUUGUAUGGUAGUCAUUUUUGUUCAAUUGUGCUGGAUGGUGCAUUGAUGUGGCAGUCCUAUAUAUUGUGUGGAUCACGUCCAGAUUGGUUGAAUCAAUACAAUUGCAUGGAAGCUUCUAUUGCUAGCAACUGCCAAAGCUUGAAUGUGCAGAAGUGUGGGCUUUGUCACUGCUGCAUGACUUCUUUAUCUGAUAAUUGUGGUCUCAUUUGUCAAUUGAUGGUUGAUAAUGGAGAAAGAUAUAAGCCAAAUUGUUUGUGAAGCAAGACCCUGUAGAUUUAGAAGCUAUGUUGAAGAAGUUCAGCCUAAAAGACUCAGAUUACACAUUGAUUCCAUGCUUAAGGAUGAGGGAAAACGAGAUGUACAAUAUCCUCUUGCAUUGCUGCCUUCAUUACUUUUGAGCUUUUCCUUCUAAGCUACUGAAUUUUUCUUGCAGAUGAAUUCAAAGAUUGUUGACUACAACGGAUUGAUUAGUUUCCACAGAAAGCAAUGGAUUCUUGAAGCUGUAAAGUUUAUUUUAUCUUACAUUAAGCUGCAAAGGUUUAAUUCACUGAAUGAUUAGUCUAAGGCCAUUGUCUAGUGAGGUCAAUGAUAGGGAAGGAGGACCAUGCCAUGCCUUAUUACCUUAUUAAGGUGAGAAGGGAAGUCUAAAAAUUAGUAGCUGUUGAGCAUGUUUACUUGGGUGAUAGAUAAGUGUAAUAUGGAAUUCAAAUCAGCUUUGGUGUUCUGUUGAUUCCAUGCUUAAAGACAGGAAAACAAGUUGUAGAAUAACCUCUCCUCUACUUGCAUUGCUGCCUUUAUUACUUUUGAGCUCUUCAUAUCUAAGUUCAUGGUAUGUCAUUCACCCCAUAGUCUUCUGUCAUAGAUUUAUAAAAACAUCACAUUUAUUUCCUCUUUUCUUUGUGAUUUGAUUAGAUGUAACAUUCCCAUGCGAAACUUCAACUUACAUUACCACUACCCAAUUUUUUCAUUUUUUUUUUCCAAAAUUUCUGAGUGUAACAGUUUGCAGAAAUUUAUUCCAAAAUUAGGCAUUAUCCUUUAUUUAAAUUUCCUGUCAGUCAAAUUUUCCAAAGUUGCAUACCUACAUGAUCUAGGACCAGGUGUUUUUUUUUUUUGGAUGAAUGAAAAUAUAUAAUUAAGAGAACACUCAGUUCAGGUCCACACACAACAUCGCUGUAGUAACAACAGAAGAGCUAGUCAUAAUACACACAAAUUUGAAGCAGGACAAAACUUUUGUCAAACUAAAGAAACACUUUCUAACUUUUCCUAAUGACAUCUUGACCCUUACUAGGACAUCACAUACAAAAAACGGCUUCACUUGGAAAACAGAUAAUGGAAUAUUCCAGCUAAUACACAGAUAUCUCUUCAUUCUAGUGUAUUUGAAAUUCCCUCUAGCUUCCAUCCUUACCCCAAUUUCCAUUUCUCCAACAACUGCUCCUCACUUUAAAUUUUCCCUCCCUAAAUUUUGCAUUUCUCUGACUCCAUAAAUGGUAAACCACACCCCCAUGCUAACUUACAUGAGGAAGCUUUCAGCUUUCCUUUUAAACUUUCCAACCCCCAUUUAAUCCAAUUUGUUUCAGGAGAGUCUAUGAGGCAUCUCUUCAUUACUUCCCUCCACAAUCUUUUUGGCAAACUGCAUUUAAAAAAUAAAUGGUCUGGACAUUUUAUGCAACUUCUGCAUAAUGCAAACAGAAUAUCCCCUUGUACCCCCACUAUAACAAUUUAUCACAAGUGGAUAAUUUUUUCUCAUAGCAAGCCAAGUGAUGAAUCAUGUAUAGAAAAGGCCGUAAAAAAACAGAUUAGCUUCCACCAAUUAACCUCACACAACCUCAAUUGAAUUGGACUCCAGGUUUCUUAGCAGAUAUAAAUGCUCCCCUUGGCCGGAACCCAAAUAGGUCUAUCUACUUCUCGAAUAUCCAUGAGAGGAAGUUUGCUUUGUAUAGAAACCAGAGAAUUAGACUUAAGUGGUUUCCAGACAUAGCUUUUUUCCUGCUAUACAAUUGAAACUUUUCUGCAAGACUACUUGCAACAUCAUUUUUUGCUCUGUAACCAUACAUGGUAUAAAGAAUAUCAUCAGGAUUCCACCAAUACAUUAGAAACUUUUGCCUUAAGACUACUUGCAACAUCAUAUACUACUCCGUAAGCAUACCUGGUGAUGUAAUGAAUAUCAUCAUUAUGCCAUCAAUUACACUCUUGAUGUUACCUCCCGUAUUGUGUUCCAAAUCUUUGGUUUUACAACUUUCUGUUCCCAUUGUCUUGUGAUUUAAUUUUAUUAAGAAAAAAAGAAAAAAGAAAAAGAAAAUCGACUGGCUGUGUAUUUGGAUGGUUGGGCAUGUUGUAUUUAGAGAUGGAUCUUAUAGUUGUGUUGCCUCCUCACUAUAGGAGUCCUCAAUCAGCUAAAUGAGAUUACUAGUAUUUAUUUAAGUUUCGUCCUUUUGUUUUCUGCAACAAAGCUAGCCCAGAAUUAGUUGUCCAUAGCUCUAUAUAAGAGCCCAAGUUACAGUCUUAAGUAUCCAAUCAUUUGAUUUGCAUAAGAGUAAAGAACCUAUGACCUUAGUUUUGUCAUUUGUGCUAAAUUAUCUUUGCAUUAAACUAAGUCAAUGCAUGUGUGUUUAAACUUGAUUGGCCUGUCGUUUUACUCCCACCUCUUUUUACUUCCUUCUUUAACUUAUGUUUAGUUGCCACAAAAAAAAAAAAAAGAAAAAAAUUAAAAAAAGAAGGUAAAAUCAUCUUUGGUAGCUGGUAGACAAAAGCUAUUUCUGUUUUGAAAUUGAAAAUUAAUUGAUUGAACAUCAAAUAAUUGUAAAUUAUGUUGCUUGAUCCUUCAGAUUAAGGGUUAAGACUUAUAUCUACAAGAUGAAGUAUUGCCUAAUGUCUUCAUGUUCACUUUCACCAUUCUGAUUUUAUAUUGUGAGAAGCUCUUGAAUUUCUUCAAACAUAGGACCUUUUGUGGAACAAGCUGUAUAGCCUAUGAUAAAUUAAAAAAAUUCUUCCUCCAUGCACUUGAAGCUGGCUCAUAGAUAUCUGUCAUGACCGAUUUGUUACAAAGAUCAAUAUGGUGCCUCUUACCAAAGAACUUUCUCUAUUUAUUUUCUAAUUGUACAAUAUAUUUAAGACUGUGACACACUGUUUAUUUAAAAGAGAAUAUAAAAGAGACAAUGCUAAAGAAAAGCUAGCCUCAAGUGGACCUCUAUUUUGGAUACAAUAAGAAACAAAGGAAAAUACAUCAUAGAAGGUGAGGAAAACAACACAAAAACAAAUAUAGUACCAAGACCUAUGAAGGCAUAUAAUCCCCCUAGAGCAUCUCAGCAGUGAGUCCACUGCUCUUGGCCAGAACCCACCUACUUUUUACAAUAGAUUGGACAGAUUGUACCUACAAUGGCUGGCUUGAAAUAUAAAUCCAUUAAGCCCGCUCAGUAUGUUUUUAACUUUCUAUGCUGAAUACCAGUACUAAGUGAUGAUCAUCUGCAUUGAUAUGUUUCUUUAUCUCAUGGAAAACCGAGUUAUCACAACAUAAUUUGUUAGUUGUUUAUCGCUAGACAUCCUCAUAGGAGAUCAAUAAAAAAUCAAAUUUUCAGCUCGUAGCCUUUACCAACACCAUUUGAUGACUUUCCUUAUAUGACUGGUCUUCACCACCUUCUUCAUUCUCUGUUGCAGGCCUCCUAAAAUUUCUGAAUUCUUUGAGCUUUCACCAGUUUUGUAUUCUAUUAGUUUUGAUUUUUCACUUUCCUAAAUUUUUUUUUUUCCUGUUCUGUGUAAUACUCUUAUGUAUGCAGCCCCUUUACUAGGGUAGCACCUUUUUUCAAUCAAUGAAUUAUUUACUUAUUGGAAAAAAAAAUGUUGAAGAAAUAUUUGAUUUGGUUUUUCCAUUAUACAGCUAUAGCAGUUUGCUUGUAGACGUUGCCUUUUUCCCUUGCCAUUAUUUUCCCAAGAUAAUUUGUAGCAUCUUGGGAUAAUCUCUUGAUUUUUUAUUUAUAUGUAUAAAACUCUUGAAAUUGAAUUUUACAAUAUGUUCAUGAGAAAAAGCUCUCUUCUUCACUUGUCUUUACAGAACAUUUUACUCACUGUUUUCAAAAGGAAAAAAUGGUAUUAACUCCUAAGGGUGGGACUCGAGUUUUUGUUACUAGAAUACCUCCUAGUGUCACAGAUGAUGAUUUUGGCAGGAUCCAGUGACAAAACAUGGAAUUGGAUUUGUAAUGCAUGAAUUUGCAGGAAGUGGAGCUUGAGUCUUAAAAUUUUGUAUUCUAGUUUUUUGUUCAAGUGAAUUUGUAGAAUACAUGGUGUUAAUCGAGAGAUUCUAAACUAUAAACUUAGUGUUUGAGGUGUCAUUUGGAAGAUCAAUAAUUGUAGAACUUCAUCAUUUGUUGUUUUGGUCUUCCAUUUUACCUCAUAGUAUUGUCUGGUCUGUUUUCAGAUUCAGUAUACCGGAUAAUGUCUGAAUCAUAUGAACUUCAAAGGUUCUACGGUUGCUGUGGACUUAGCAAUUCCAAAGGUGUGCUAUUAUUUAA
Messenger RNA from Quercus robur (English oak), 8091 nucleotides. RefSeq names its product disease resistance protein RUN1-like. Lineage: Eukaryota; Viridiplantae; Streptophyta; Magnoliopsida; Fagales; Fagaceae. The record is from RefSeq and is a predicted model, not a curated record. Bases 96 to 2747 code for a protein of 883 amino acids. The transcript has 11 exons. Gene Ontology annotation, biological process: defense response; signal transduction. Gene Ontology annotation, molecular function: protein binding; ATP hydrolysis activity; ADP binding.